AGCUUGCGCAAUCUGUUAAUGGGAACCAGCAGCCCGCAUUGGCAACAGUGUCGUCGUCGUCGUCGUCGUCGCAAUCAUCGCUGGCCUGAAUAGUAGCAUGUGGAGCCCGCGCCAAACGGUAGAUCUUCGCGAGCCACGCGUACUGUCCCGAACCUCCACCAUCUACCGCCCGCUCCACCUCCAACACACUGACCACCGCCGUUGGCCACCAUCUUAUUACUCUGCACGCAUGGUCCAUGUCUUGUGUUCAAGUCCGAUGCCUGCGUCCACGAUGCUGUUGCUGUUGCUGUCUGCGUCCAAGGCCUCGUCAGCGUACCCUGGACAGGUGCAUGCUUGCUCAUGUGGCCGCGGAGCUAAUUUGGCUUCAUCGCCUGCGAGUCAUUUCGGGUCAUCUUGUGCGACGGGACGGGAAUUCGCACGUCUCGCCGCCAUUGGAUUUCCUAGGCGCACUGCAUGGAUCGCCAGAAUUCACGUGUAGGGCUACGAGUCCUCAAGACCGUUUUGUAAUUGUCAAAGAGCAUUCGUAUAGCCCCACAAAGCUAAUCCGUCUCUCGUGAACGUGAUAGCGACUGCAAUGUAUCUUGAAGAUGCUAGGCGUAGGCUUUGGGCU
Molecule: messenger RNA, 610 nt
Organism: Cucurbitaria berberidis CBS 394.84
Lineage: Eukaryota; Fungi; Ascomycota; Dothideomycetes; Pleosporales; Cucurbitariaceae
Exons: 2
Coding region: 98-478 (126 amino acids)
Source: RefSeq, a predicted model, not a curated record